AGGCUAUUUCCGAUGCACCCACCAGAAGCUCUACCACUGCCCAGCCAAAAAGCACGUGCAACGUCUCGACGACGAUCCCCACACGUUCGAAGUCACCUACCGCGGCGACCACACGUGCCACAUGUCCGCCACGCUCCCCUCCGCUCUGCCACCGCCGUCAGUCGCCGGCGGCCAACAUACAUCCCAGUUCCGCCCACACUCUGCCGGCUGGCUUUCAAUGGAGGUCGUCAGUUCGCGAUCGGCCUCCGGCGGUCAGGCGACCGUACGGUACGGGAAAGACGUGGCCGAUCAGUUUCCGGUGUUAGACAUGGCUGACGUCAUGUUCAACUCCGUCACCAACAGUAGUAAUAGUAUGGACUCUAUAUUCCGCGCUUACGUGGUAGACGAUGACUCCACAGUGGGAGAAAGACGACAAGAAGAAUUA
Molecule: messenger RNA, 424 nt
Organism: Benincasa hispida (wax gourd)
Lineage: Eukaryota; Viridiplantae; Streptophyta; Magnoliopsida; Cucurbitales; Cucurbitaceae
Source: RefSeq, a predicted model, not a curated record